Molecule: messenger RNA, 2579 nt
Organism: Vitis riparia (riverbank grape)
Lineage: Eukaryota; Viridiplantae; Streptophyta; Magnoliopsida; Vitales; Vitaceae
Exons: 7
Coding region: 394-2199 (601 amino acids)
Biological process (GO): chromatin remodeling
Cellular component (GO): Ino80 complex
Source: RefSeq, a predicted model, not a curated record
AAGGACCGAGGGCCUUUGGAAGGAAGAGAGAGAAAUCUAGAGAGAGAGAUGGGUACUUGGGGUAACCUCAAUGUAGUAGGGUACAUGGUGGUGACCCAACAAAACCACUGCAGCCGUGAAAUUUUAGAGACGAUGAUGAAAAUUUAUCCCACCUCUUCUCUCUUUUUCUCUUCCUUUUCGUCUAACCUUAACCCUAACCCUAACCUUAACCCCGUGGUCCUCGCUCCAAACAUGCUGCAGCAUCUGGCUACGGAUCGAGCAUAUACCCAAUUGAAGCCAUUUGAGUAACUCCUCCAGAGCUUUCUCUCUCUCUCUCUCUCUUUGGUUUCCAGCUUUGUCUCUCGAGGGUUUGGGAAUUUUUGGUCAAGACCCAGAAAGCAUUUUUAUACCACUAUGGAAGGUUUUGGAGGUUUUGGAUUCAAUGGUAUUGGCAGCACUGCAAGGAAGAGAAGGAGUAAUACAUCUCGGCGUCCUCGGAAUGAGUCACAGUCAUUUUCUGAUUAUCGAGAUGUUUCAUCAUGGUCAUCAACACCACCUUCUGAUCAUAUGAGCAAAGUAUCAAGUGAUGAGAAUACUGGUUAUGUCUCAUCUUCACGGAAUAAAGAACUCAAUCAAUGUAGUUCAAAGGCUUCAUCUGUUAAUGUCACAGGUGAAACCACCCAGAAGAUGUUCAAGAAUGAAGAUGGAGGAUUUGGAGAAUCAAAUGAAGCUUCCAUCAAUGGUUCUUUUCAAGGCCUUACUGAGCAGAGGCAUAGUGGGUCUGAUUCCAAAAGGUGCAGUGAAGGGGUCCUUGCCCCAGCUAAUUGGAAAAUUAGAGAUACACACACAAGUGGAAUGAUAAGUGGUACUUGUGAUUCUGGGCCAGAGGCAGUUGUAGAUGGACUAGGAAAUGAGAAUAAACUGAAAAAAGUAAAGCUUAAGGUUGGUGGUGUAACACAUACCAUUCAUGCCAAGUCCACAUCAGAUGGUGCUUCUGUUGGUGGGUCUUCUUCUACAAAGUCUUCACGCGCUUCGGAUGCUCCUCGGCAGAGGCAGAAGUUGAUUCUUCAGGAUGAUUCAGAUGACGAUAAUUCACCUCCACCAGUCAAAGGAAGUGGCUUGCGAGGGGUUCCAUGGAAGGAUUUCUCUAGAAGUGGUUUUAGUGUGGCGAAAGGGGAUUCUUUGAAGGGCAAGAUGCCUGAAGAAGGCUUCUCUAUGAAGCAAGCAGGCAAGUACGAGCCUGUUCGUAAGAGCAAGCGGGUUCCUAAGAAGCGCGUAUUAGAUGGAGCGGAAGAUGAUGAAGAUAAUGACGAAGAGAUUAAAUACCUGGAAAAACUCAAAACAUCCAAGGUUAGCACUGAUUAUGGUGCAGAGUAUGAAGACGAGGAGGAGGAUGGAGGCAGGAAACAACGGAAGAUAUCAAGAGUAUUGAAGAGAAAUGGGAAUGGCCAGUACAAUGUUGAUGUGGGAGAUUUUGGCUCAUCGAAAGGAAGCAAAGAGAGUAAGAAAUCCAGGUCAGGGAGAGCAUAUGAAGACAUCGACUAUAUGGAAGAGGAAGAGGCACUUUCUGAUGGUGAGCCUGAAACUAAGAAGAAGAAAUUAAGGAAGGAGUUUGUGGAUUCAUCAGGGGAUUCUAAGAGGGAAAUGGCAGUCACUACACGUCAGCGGGCCCUUCAAACUAGCAAAGACAUCUCUGCCAGUAUUGGUGUAAAUUUUAUAGAGUUCCCAAAUGGAUUGCCUCCUGCCCCACCUAGAAAACAAAAGGAGAAACUCACUGAAGUGGAGCAGCAACUGAAGAAAGCCGAAGCUGCUCAGAGACGCAGAAUGCAAGUUGAGAAGGCAGCUAGGGAAUCUGAGGCCGAGGCUAUUAGAAAGAUACUGGGCCAAGAUUCCAGUAGGAAGAAGCGAGAAGAGAAGAUCAAGAAACGGCAAGAGGAAUUGGCACAGGAGAGAGCGGCCAAUGCUUUGACAAUUUCGGCAAACACUGUCAGAUGGGUCAUGGGUCCUACAGGCACAACCGUCACAUUCCCUAAUGAGAUGGGCCUUCCAAGUAUAUUUGAACCCAAGCUGAGCAGCUAUCCUCCUCCCCGUGAAAAAUGUGCUGGUCCAUCAUGCAUGAACCCAUACAAGUACCGGGACUCAAAGUCGAAACUUCCUCUGUGCAGCCUCCAAUGCUACAGGGCACUCCAUGCUAAGACACUGCCUCUCUCCGCCUGUUGAAGACGCCAACAAGGCGCCCUUCAAGCCAUGGUGGCUGCUGCAAGUCCUGCUUCCUACGGUUUCUAUAUCUUGAAAAUUACAGAGAAACGAUUCAAACUUUAUAAUUAUCUCUCAGCAUUGAGACCUGUACAAAGUUUUUGAUUCACUGCCUAAAUACAUAAAUUGCAGCCUUGAUGUCGUCAACUUGGGUACCUCAAAUAUAUCAAAUGUAACUGAUGUGGUGAUUCUAGCUGUACUUUCAAGCGACAUAGCAAUCUUGCCUUUGGCCAUUUUUGUAUAGAGCAAAUUCUGCCUUUUGUGACUUUGACUUGUAAAUUCUGUCAAAAGUGUGUUAAAAACAUUCUUAUUCAUAACUAUUUUAAUUAGUACCACUUUCAUUA